Labeo rohita (rohu) is the source of this 1242-nucleotide messenger RNA. RefSeq names its product heme oxygenase. Gene Ontology annotation, molecular function: heme binding; heme oxygenase (decyclizing) activity. The transcript is spliced from 6 exons. NCBI's taxonomy places the organism in Eukaryota, Metazoa, Chordata, Actinopteri, Cypriniformes, Cyprinidae. The record is from RefSeq and is a predicted model, not a curated record. Gene Ontology annotation, biological process: heme oxidation; response to oxidative stress; heme catabolic process. Bases 136 to 1005 code for a protein of 289 amino acids.
GGAGCGAAUAUAAAGGAGCCGAGAGCGGCACUGUGAGUUCAGACCACUGAGAUCUUCAGCCGCUCACAAUCAGGAGCAACAGAGUGACCGAACCGGAACCUGCGGUCACAUUCACAUCAUCUGUUCAUCGGAGAAAUGGAGACAAUUGAGAAGAAACAGACAGCAAUCAUGGACAGUGAACUCUCAGAGCAGAUCAAAGCCGCGACUAAAGACAGUCACGUCCGAGCGGAAAACACGGAGCUGAUGCUGAGCUACCAGAGAGGACGCGUGUCCCUCCGGCAGUAUCAGCUGCUCUUGUGUUCGCUGUAUAAGAUAUACGAGGCGCUGGAGGACGCGCUGGACACAAACGCCUCCCACGAAGCCGUGGCGCCCAUUUACUUCCCACAGGAACUGGCCCGACUGGAGUCCAUCGGGAAAGACCUGGAGUAUUUCUACGGCCAGAGCUGGAGGGAGAAGCUGACGGUGCCGGACGCUACGCUGAGAUACGCACAGAGACUGAGAGAGGUGGGUCGAGAUCACCCGGAGUAUCUGGUGGCUCACGCGUACACGCGCUAUCUGGGCGACCUGUCGGGCGGUCAGGUGUUGGGCCGCAUCACGCAGAAGUCUUUAGGGCUGAAGAACGGAGAGGGCUUGUCGUUCUUCUCGUUUCCGGGCGUCAGCAGCCCAAACCUCUUCAAGCAGCUGUACAGGAGCCGCAUGAACAGCGUCGAGCUGACGGAGGAGCAGCGGCACGGCGUUCUGCGGGAGGCCGUCACCGCCUUCGAGCUCAACAUCCAGGUGUUUAAUGAGCUGCAGGAGUCGCUGAGCUGCUCGUCAGAAACAGACAAUGAAAUGAGGCAGAGACACACACAACACACACAGGACUCAACAACAGCAGCAGCAGCAGCAGCAGAUGAUGAAGCGGUUGAAACGCUCCAGAGCUCCUCGUCCCUGAUGCCGCGGUUCCUGCGGACGCUGCUCGGCGUGUUUGUGGUUCUGGCCGUCGGGAUGGUCUACGCUUUUUAAACCGGUUUAAUGUCGUCACUCGUUAUUAGCACUUUGAAAAUGACGUCACAUUUUGUAGACAAUAAAUGUGUUAUUCAAUCAUUUCAUUAAUAAUAAACAGGUAUGUUUAUCAUUAAUCAGUUCAGAAUUAUUCAAAUGUUGAAUUGUCCAUACAGUCAAAAUCAUUUUGUAACCAUUUUGUAUAUAUGCCUUUGUAUUACUAAUACUAUAUUUUUGUAAUAAAACCUGUUGAAGGAA